This is a messenger RNA of Dibothriocephalus latus, 207 nucleotides long. Lineage: Eukaryota; Metazoa; Platyhelminthes; Cestoda; Diphyllobothriidea; Diphyllobothriidae. The record is from the annotation of a GenBank genome assembly.
AUGGUACCACGAUCUAGUCACACCGCAGGCUCGUCCGUCAAUGGUGAGGGUAUGACUGGUUACCACCGGAUGAGCCACGGCGAUCUGAGUCACCACUUGUCGCUGUCCCAACGCGUCGGCAACCGUCAUGGCGCUCUCGGCAGCACCGGUCAUCUGGAUCGCGCCGCCAUGAUGCAACACAGUGGCAACGUUUCGGAAUUCGGUGCC